Molecule: messenger RNA, 6644 nt
Organism: Hemiscyllium ocellatum (epaulette shark)
Lineage: Eukaryota; Metazoa; Chordata; Chondrichthyes; Orectolobiformes; Hemiscylliidae
Product: choline transporter-like protein 5
Exons: 23
Coding region: 66-2246 (726 amino acids)
Biological process (GO): transmembrane transport
Cellular component (GO): membrane
Molecular function (GO): transmembrane transporter activity
Source: RefSeq, a predicted model, not a curated record
UCCUGGCGGAGGAGAGACACACAGGCAGACAGACUGAGAGUGAAUACAAUCAGCAGCGGAGAGCAAUGGGACGGAAAGCAGAACUGCACGAUUCAGUGUUCGGAGAACCUCGGAGAUUUGAUCCAACCUUCAAGGGACCAAUUCACAGCAGGCAUUGUACUGACAUCCUAUGCUGUGUGCUGUUUAUUGCUGUGAUUCUCGGUUACAUUGCUCUGGGAGUCGUUGCUUGGGUCCAUGGAGAUCCGAGGAAAGUGGUGUAUCCGACAGAUAGCCGUGGCCAAUUCUGUGGACAGAAGGGGACUGUCAAUGAGAACAAGACCAUUUUAUUCUACUUCAACAUCCUGAAGUGUGCAAGCCCUGCGGUUCUCAUCAACCUGCAAUGCCCAACAAAACAGCUUUGCGUUGAGAAGUGUCCAAGUCAGUUUUCCCGAUAUAUCGAUGUGAAAUAUAAUUAUCGAUGGAACAAAACCGCCUGGGAAUAUUACCGUCAGUUUUGUCAACCUGGCUACAACACCCCUCGAAAGUCUGCUGCCCAGGUGACUCGAGAUGAAGACUGCCCAUCAAUGAUUGUUCCCAGCCGACCCUUUCUGCGACGUUGCUUUCCUGACUUUACCACCAAAAAUGGAAUUCUGACGGUGGCCAACAAGACCACGUUCAAAGACGGCCAGGGUAGAACCCGCAACGUGACAGAUCUGCGAGACGCAGCCAACAAGGCGACCACCAUCCGCCACGGAUCCAAGAGAGGAAUAAGUCAUGUCCUUGAUGCCAGGGAGAUUUGGAUGAAGAUAUUUGAAGAUUACACCAACUCUUGGUACUGGAUCUUAAUUGGGCUGGUCAUUGCUAUGGUCGUCAGCCUCAUCUUCAUCCUCUUGCUCCGUUUCACAGCUGGGGUCUUAUUCUGGUUUGUCAUCUUCGCUGUGAUCGCGGUAAUUGGUUAUGGGAUCUGGCACUGUUACUGGGAGUACAGCAGUCUGAAGGGUAAACCGGGCAGUGACAUCUCAAUCUCCGACAUUGGUUUUCAGAUGGACUUCAGGGUGUAUCUGCAGCUCAGGCAGACGUGGCUCGCCUUUAUGAUCUUUCUCUGCAUUAUUGAGGUGAUCAUCAUUCUGAUGUUGAUUUUCCUACGGAAAAGAAUCUGUAUUGCAAUUGCACUGCUCAGGGAAGGGAGCAAGGCCAUAGGAUACAUCAUGUCUACUUUAUUCUACCCAAUCAUCACCUUUCUGCUCCUUGCUGUCUGUAUUUCCUAUUGGGCUAUCACAGCAAUAUUCCUGUCAACGUCCGGUGAAGCUGUGUACAAAAUCAUGACCAUUCGGGGUCAUUGUAUAUAUGCAAAUAGAACGUGCAAUCCUGAGGUAUUUAACACCAGCAAUGUCACCAAGUUGUGCCCAGGUGCUCAAUGUGCCUUCGCUUUCUAUGGUGGAGAGAGUGUUUACCACAAGUAUAUCUUCAUCCUUCAGAUCUGCAACCUCUUUGUCUUUUUGUGGCUGGUGAAUUUUGCCAUUGCGCUGGGGCAGUGCACAUUGGCAGGUGCCUUUGCUUCCUAUUACUGGGCGUUUAAGAAGCCAGCUGACAUACCAGCCUUCCCUUUGCUUGCUGCGUUCGGUCGUUCCCUGAGGUACCAUACAGGCUCACUGGCAUUCGGAUCCUUGAUACUAGCUAUCAUCCAACUCAUCCGCAUUAUUCUGGAAUACCUGGAUAAUAAACUGAAAGGUGCACAGAACAAAUUUGCCAAGUUCCUGUUCUGCUGCCUGAAAUGUUGCUUUUGGUGUCUGGAAAAAUUCAUCAAAUUUCUCAACAGAAAUGCCUAUAUAAUGAUCGCCAUUUAUGGUAAAAACUUCUGCACAUCUGCAAAGGAUGCCUUCUAUUUACUGAUGAGGAAUGUGGUGAGAGUCGCUGUGUUGGAUAAAGUGACGGAUUUUCUUUUAUUACUCGGCAAGUUGCUGAUUGUUGGGGGUGUCGGAGUGCUGGCUUUUUUCUUCUUUACACAAAGGAUAUCGAUCAUCGCUGGUGAAGCACCAUCAUUAAACUAUUACUGGGUCCCUCUGGUGACGGUGAUAUUCGGAUCCUACCUAAUUGCACAUGGGUUUUUCAGCGUCUAUGCAAUGUGUGUGGAUACAUUGUUCCUCUGUUUCUGUGAAGAUUUGGAACGUAAUGAUGGAUCAGCUGAGAAACCUUACUUCAUGUCGCCCGAACUGCACAGGAUCCUGGGACGCCACGAGUGGAGCCCGCGCAAGGCGAAUGGAUAGUUUGCUAGUGCCAGCUUUGUGCUGUACUCAACCCCCUGCCUCACUGUCUCAUGAUUAAUAUAUAGAUGAUGUAAUCAGGCGCCCAGCCUCUGUCAGAAAGAGCCAACUCAUGUAAAACCUUUCUUCAGUUCGCAGCAGACGGGUUUCGGGAGCUGGUAACUAUUUAACUCCCCGAGUAGAGUUCUAGUUUUUAAAAAGAAAUAACUUUUAUUUUAAGAGAAUAACAGCAUUUUGCCACCACACUCAAUGACACGUAUGUGUCGUGCAGUCUGUGUCCUGGAAUGUUUUACUGGGAAGGCAGGCAGAGAGCUGACCAACAGCCACUGGCUUUCUGACAGACUCCAGUGCACAUCGCGGUCAAUUACCACAUGGGCGUGUUGUAACUAUUUGGUGGGGAAUAUGUUUGGCCUUGAAUAUUACUGAAAACUGGAGCAUGUUGUCGGACACUUUGUCUUGCAUUCUCCAGAACAAAUACCAGAAUGGCAAAUAUCAAGGCAUUGCAAGUCAUAUCGCAGGAAAGGGCACUGAGCAGUGGAUGCGCUGAUUCUCAUUGGCUGAGGUGUUUCUGUGGAGAGCAAAUGGGGAAUAUCCAGCCUCCCCCAGCCUCCAGAUAGUUGAACAGCAGUGCAAAUCCUGAACAUGUUCCUUUUCCUUUGUGGAGGAGGGGUCCGUGUGGAUGAAUGUGUGUCACUUUCACAAGUAUCAAAGAGCCAUGAUGCAGGAUUAAACCCUAAUGUGGUUAUUGGGGCAGCUGUGAGCACACUUCACAUUGAUCAGUAAGUGCUGUCCCAUCGUGGUGCCACAUUUUACACCAGUGGAAAAUGAUGCGGAAUGUGUUCAAGCAUCUAUGGCAACACCUUAGCCAAUCAGGAUCAGCUUGACAACCAAUCGGUCCCCUUUCUCUGCUGUUCAUUUGAAAUUCUUGUAUUUGUUGUGAUGAACACAAGGCAUUGAACUGCAGCACCAUGUCUCAGUUUCCAGUGAGAUUUCCUGUCCUAUCAAGCGACUGAUUGUAUAUCUGGCCUUAUAAAUAAUCCAGGGCUGUGACCCACAUAAUCCUGGGCUUUAACCAGUGAUCCUUCCAUGUUCCUGUCACACAACAGGAAAUUCUAACUGUACAUGAAGUCAAAAGACACUAAUAUGCAAUAAGAGUUUAUUCCAGGCCCUGUAGAGAAGGUAGAGGAGGGGAAGGGAGGCUGUUUCACUGGGUCUUGAGCCUUCCAUAGGCAGCCCACAGGUUGAGGCCUUGCCUCACUGAAUCCGGGCUAAACUGCCACGUGAGGACCAUAAAGUCGUAUAGCCCUGUUACAGAACAGUCCAUGGUUCCAGACCCCGGGGCUGCUUACAGCCCAUGGGGUCAUAUGACUCUCAAAAGGGGUCGACCUUGAGUUAAAUCCUCAACUUGCUGGUCACACAGAGGAGAAGGUGGGAGUUUCCUUAUGAACAGGGCCCAGCUACAACCCGGUUACACCCCUCAGACCCUGACCCCUGUGUUGUGGCUAACUCCCCUGAAUGUGGGCCAUGAAUUCCCAGAGUGAUCCCAGUGAGUGACCCCAACACAGGGUCUUUCUAACUGCUGAGGUAAGCAGCAAUUUGUGGUGUGAAUUCUGGUUCACUGCACCUUGCUGGAUGGUUCACAUCGGCUUGCUGUCAGUCCCCAGGAUUGGGAAGUUCUGACUAUCUCACUAACGGUUUCCCAUUGAAAUCCCUGGCCUGGGUUGGCUCUGGGGCUGGAGUAAAUAUGGUUUAUGUUGUAAGGACCCUGUGAUUGGUGAGAUCGAUGUCCCCAACAUCGAAACUCAGGCAAUCUGACCCAGAAAAGGAAGAGUUGGAACCAGGAAAUCUCAUUCUGACAAUGUGCAGGCCAUUUGAUCCAUCGUGCUGGUGCUACUUUCCUGCUCUUGGUCCGAGCUGUGGAGGUUACACACAGGCAAAGCUCAGUGACUGCCCACUCCGUGUUCUCUCUACAACCCUGACAUGAUCCUGCACAUUUCUGCUGAAUGUUAACACAAACCCUUAGUUUUUUAUUGACCGGGUACUUCAGGCCUGUCCCAUCCCUGAGGGAGAGGGUGGGCUUUAUUUCUCUGAUAGGAGAUGUGGGCAUCUCUUACAAUGCCAGGGAUCUGUUCUCCAUCCCUCACAGGCCUCACACUGAGGGGUUCACAUGGCACUGUUUUCACAGGGCAGCUCAGAGUCAGUCACAUCGCUGUGGGUCUGGAGUCAUGUGUCGGCCAGACCAGGUAAGGUUGGCAGAUUUCCCUCCCUAAAGGACAGGAGGUGAACCCAGGUGGGUUUUGACAACAAUCCAUGAUAAUUCCAUGGUCAUAAAGAGGAACAUUUACCUUGAGAUUUAAUCAGCUGAAGUUAAGCUCCACCGGUAGCCAAGGUGGAUUUGAACCCUUGCCCUUCAUCCAGGUCUCUGGAUUAACUGCCCACUCACACUGCGAACCAUCUCCCUUCAAACAUCUACCCCAUUAAAUGUCGGUGUGACCAUCAGGGGAGCACAGGAGGAGGCCAUUCGGGCCCUCGGGUCUGUCCUGCCUUUCCCUUAGACGGUGGGUGAUUGGAUGUGGAGCAGAUGCUGCAGUGUGUCAGUUUGAAACUCCUCUCCCCGUCACACUUUCCUAAUGGGAGGGAGGGAGACGGUCAACCUUUAGAGUGUCCACAGUGUCUGAGUGAGGGAAAGUAAAGAGACAAGAGGAGUAUUGUAUUUGUGUCCUUUGGAGCCACGGGUAAUGUCAGUCUGUAUUUGCCCCCCCUUCCAAUCUGGACCAUGAAGGAGAGAGGUAGCACAGGGAGGAGCUGGGAGGGAGUUGGCAAAAUGGCCUGUGGUUGAUACUGCAGCUGAAGGGCAGGGGAUGAAACGUCAGUAAGACCCACCACUGAAAGUGAGUUUAUCCACUGGGUGUGAUGAGGAGGAGGUCAGGCAGUAAUAAUGAACCUGUAAUAUAUUUGCCUUUAUACAUAAAGUGCAGGGCUACACUCUUGUGUAAUUUUUUUUACUAUUUAGGAUGGAUACAAUUUUAAUAAAUAUAUUAGAAAAGAAAAAGCAUAAAAAAAUGUUACUUUGCUAAUCCUGAAAGCAUUUGUACAUGAGGUAUGAAUGCAGUGAUUAUGGUGCUGCUUAUAUUUAUAUCUAAACUCUAUGUUGCACUGUCCAAUUGUUCAUUGCUGAGAAUGAUUCCUAUCGAGACAAUGAGUUAUACUUGAUUUUUCAAAUGAACGAACCUGGGAAGCUCUUUUGAGCCAAGGAGGCUAAGGUUUGACUGAGGCUUUGAUCAAUUAAAUCAGGAGAUUGUGUUUCCAGGGCCAGGAGGGUGAGGGAGCAGAGGGAGACAGAUUGAAGGGAAUUGGGGAAAAGCCCCCAAGGGGGAGGGGAGGGGGAUUGUUUUACACAGUGAGGUGUUGGGAUCGGGAAGGUGCCACCUGAAAGAGCGACGGGAACAGAUUCAGUCAGAACUUUCACAUGGGGACCCGGGGAAAGGGAAAAUGUUUACCCAGAUGUGGGGAGGGAGUGUGGGUGCAGGACCAAUGGAACCAGUCUUGAAAUUUCCACUGUAUCUGACACAGGGCAAAACAACACUGUCCUGACUGCACAAAUGAAGCAAGGCAGAGAUGGUCAGUAGAACAGAAACCUAGAAAGGAAUAGUAUUCCCAACAACAUGUCACGGGAUCAAAGUUUGCCAAAGAUAAGAAUCUCAGAACAGCAAGAGGCCAUUCAGCCGGCUCUUGGUUGAAUUACACCUGAACAGCAUUGCCUUGCUUUGCAGUAGCCCAUCCCUCCACACUUCCCAACACACCUGGUCAGAGAUGUCAUUAUACAGUCUCCAUUGGAGCAAGCCUAGGCCUCUUGGUUCAGAGGAAGGGACAAUACCACUGUUCCACAAGAGUCCCCACACUAGCAACACUCUCAAUCUCCUCUGGAAAGAUCUUAUGGAUUCCCAGCCUCAACAGAUUGUUAGAGGGUGGGGAAGGAAUGUUGUUAUAUCUCCAUAGCCGUCCCCGUGUGGGGAGGUGUUUCCUGACACACACACACACACACACACACACACACCCACACCCACUCCAAAUGGCCUGGCUCCCAGGUGAAGGUUCUGCCCCUUGUUCUGGACUCUGCUGCCCCCCCACCACCCCUCCAUGGUAUUUCCAACCUGUGUUAAGCUGGCCCAUCACAUGACAGGGAGGUGAGUGUCCAUGGAGAUUGCAAUGGAUCGUGAUGAGGUCAUGUAGUACCAGCCUUGGCACCAUCUGGAUUGAUGCGUACGUGGUACUGAGAUGCCUGUAAUCACUGCCUGUAAUUCCUCUCCGCAGUGGAAGAUUUAGAGAGGAAUGAUGGAUCAGCUGCCAGGCCGUAUUUCAUGAGUAAAACAUUGAUGAAGAUUCUGAACUUGAGGAACG